Stomoxys calcitrans (stable fly) is the source of this 2238-nucleotide messenger RNA. RefSeq lists its product as uncharacterized. The coding region runs from base 373 to 1875 and encodes 500 amino acids. The transcript is spliced from 6 exons. Lineage: Eukaryota; Metazoa; Arthropoda; Insecta; Diptera; Muscidae. The record is from RefSeq and is a predicted model, not a curated record.
UAGCCCAUAAGGCGUUUGGUGGCAUCGUCAUCAACAGCGAAAAAACAAAAGACCCAGAAAAAAAAAAUUGUGGCACAGCCAUCGAAGUUAUCAAAAAGAAAUGAAAUGAGUGAAAUUUGAAUGAAAUUAAUUUCAAAGAAAUUUGAAUAAGUCAUUGGCUUGGUGGGAAAAGAAACAGCAAAAAAUUAUAUAAUAUUUAAACAUAAACAAUAGGUUAAAAAAACAACGAAAUGAUGUAAAUCAACAAAUAAUAUGCCGGUAAAAUCUUUUCAUUAAAAGGAUUUGUAUUGCACCAAGUGAGUGAGUUUACAAAGCAAUUAUUUGAGAAAAACGUUUAUCAAGAACGCCAACAUAAAUAACUAAGACUAAACAAUGGAUUGGCUUGCGACGAGUGUCAGUGUUCUGGUGCUGCUGAUGAUGGCUUUUAUGCCAUCUGCCCACAGUUGGAGUGCAAUACCCAGCACACCACCGAGACGAGAUGGACGCCAACAAAGAAACGAAGUUUCGCCAUAUUUAGACUUAGUAUUAUGUCCCAUGCGAGUGGAACCCUGGUCAUGUGCCCGCCAACAGUCUGGACGAAUUUUGGAUGCCUGGGACAAUGAAUUGCAUGCGCAAUGGCAAAAGCUAAAAGUGGAAGCGGAUAUUCAAUUAAAUUCAACGCUAGAAAGAAGAGGCUACAGUGCAUCCGAAAUGGUGAUCAAGGAGAAACCAUCAACGAUUUUAAAGAAAAUCGAAAUAGGAACGAACUACAUGAAGGAAUAUUUAGCGGAAACUAUGGAUGGAUUCCUAGGACGAGAAUAUGACUAUGUGCCAGCUUAUAAUAAUUACAAUGGCUUGCAAAAUGAUCAGCCCAGUGAUAAUAAUACAGUUGACCAAGAUGAUGAAGAGGAAGAUAACGAAGAUGACUCCGACAGAGAAGAGGAAGAAAGUGAAAACAACAACAACACGGGUAGUCUGAAAAAUACCAAUUUCCAAUCGAGUGACAACACUUCCAAUGGCAAUGAAUUCAUUGACAUCGAAUCCCACGAUGGCGAUAAUGAUGAUGUUAAUUAUGAUGAUGAUAGCGACGCAGAGACCAUAGGCCAAUUGAAAAAACCUGGCAAUGGCAAUAAAAGGCAGAAAAAGAAAAAGGGCGAACUUGCCUCACAAGCCGCUAAUCUUUUAAUCGUACAACCGUUGGAGCAUCAAUUAGCACAAGGCCAGCAACAGCAUGGAAACCAACUCGGUGGCCAUAAGAUAAAGGUAAAGCCAUCGAAGCAAAAGAGGCGUAAGCGCAAGAAGAAGGAUGAGGACGUCACCACAGUUGUUGUGGAACAAGAACCUUCAACGGACCACUUUUCUUUGGGUUUGCUGGACGCCCUGUCCGAUUUGGAUGUUCUGGAUGGCGGAGGAAAACACAAAAAGCAUCCAACAAAAUAUGGUAGAAGUAAUGGAGUGACUCGUGGCAAAAAGAAGAAGAAGAAGAAGGCUCUGCAGAAACUCAUUUUGUUGGGCACAUUCCUAAAGGCGAAAAUUGAACUUUUGCUGAAAAUCUUGGGAGCUCAUUUGCAAAUCAAAUUCUUUGCCAUUGCCCUGAUUGGUUUGCUGAUAAAUAUUGCCCGGUUUUGGAUAGAUGUGAAACGUGGUGGAGUUCCACAAAAGGUUGUCUAUGUUGAACAUGCUCAUCACCAGCAUCACUAUGAGGAUCAUGGCGAAGAUUGGAAUGAAUCAGGAGGCGGCUAUUGGAAGAGAUCUCUGCAAACGGAUACCCCGGGUGACGAAUAUGACUCGGUUACCGACAGUUAUCAGCCUAGGCCGGAACUGCAGCAACAGCAGCAACAACAACCCUAUGAUGCUCAAUACUUGGCAUAUCGCAAUCAAUGGCAAAGGAAGUAGACAAACGAUAGCGGAAGUAGUGGUUUAGAGUUAAGCUCCGUAUUAAGCAAGACCAUGUAAUUUUGUUUUAAAAAUUGGAAAUUUUGGUAUUAAAUUGUAAAUUGAAUUAGAAUUAGAUUAAAACAUAUGCAAAUGUGAAAUCAUGAAUGAAAAAGUAUUGUAUGUAUAUAUGUGUGUUACGACAAAAUUUAAAAUUUCAAAAGAAAUUGUGCAAAAGUUUAAAACCAAACAAAAUUUUAAUAUGCCAAUAAUGUAUUUUAAGAAAGCUAUUAAUGUUUCCAACGGUUUUCUCCACAUCUUAGUAAACCGCUUACGAAGCAAAAAUGUUUCUUUCAAAAAAAUUUAGCUUAAUAUUUAUUUAUU